AUCAGCCGUUUUUCUAGUUCUUCAGUACUUUCGUCGUCCGUCACUUCGCCCAGCAGUCGCACAGCGGCUGCGGUACCGGCGCUUGACGGCAGCUAGAGGCCGCAUCGAAAAACUCGAGCCAGGACCAUGGCUACGCAAACCAAGGGCCGAUUUCCACUCUUACCAAAAAUAGUAAAUGGCGGCAUUGCGGGCAUCAUCGGUGUCACGUGCGUGUUUCCCAUCGACUUGGUCAAGACAAGACUUCAAAACCAACAGAUUGGGCCAAAUGGAGAACGCAUGUACCGCUCCAUGCUCGACUGCUUUCGGAAAUCCUAUGCAGCAGAAGGCUUUUUUGGCAUGUACAGAGGUUCAGCGGUAAACAUCUUGUUGAUUACACCGGAGAAAGCCAUCAAGCUUGCUGCUAAUGACUGGUUUCGCCAUACUCUUUCAUCUUCAAGUGGUAAACUGAGCUUAACGCAAGAGAUGCUUGCUGGCGGAGGGGCGGGAUUUUGCCAAAUCAUUGUCACCACACCGAUGGAGCUGCUUAAGAUUCAGUUACAAGACGCUGGCCGCACAGGUGCCGAUGCCAGCAAGCGCCUGUCGGCACGAGCAGUGGCCACGCAGCUUGUUCGCGAGCGGGGCCUGGUUGGCCUCUACCGCGGGACAGGCGCCACCAUGCUGCGCGAUGUCACCUUCUCCGUCAUCUACUUCCCGCUCUUUGCGCACCUAAACUCCCUAGGGCCCAGCAGAUCCGACGGCACAUCGGUUUUCUGGGCAUCGUUCCUCGCAGGCUGCGGAGCCGGCUCGGCAGCCGCCUUCCUCGUCAACCCCUGUGAUGUCGUCAAGACGCGCCUCCAACUGCUCAGCCGGGCACCAGGGGAGGCCUCUUAUACAGGCAUUCCCGACGCAUUUGUCCGCAUUCUUCGAGAGGAAGGGGUGCGUGCUUUCUUCAAGGGAGCCGGAUGCCGUGUCAUUGUGAUUGCACCGCUGUUUGGUAUCGCUCAGACUGUUUACUUCCUGGGUGUGGCCGAAUACUUGCUUGGCAUGAAGAGAGCUAAGACAGCCUAGUCCACGUCCUGAAAUUCUCGCUGCCAUGAAACCCCGACACAGGAAAACCACAAGGGCUUUCGAAUCAAAAUUCCUGUUCGGGCCUAUGCCUCCUGCACAUCUGCAACAGCUUGUUCUGGCUGCAAUCUCGCAAGGUGCAAUCCCGAGCGGCUCGUGUGCCUCGGGCAGUUGAGUGACAUGCGUUGACUGUAAACAACUCCCAAUUCAUCACUUGCCCCGUCUGCCCAAAAGGCGUUGAAAAAGUGGAGGUGUCAAAUGGGGUUUAACACUGAGGAAAGAAAGAAGAGCCACGAGUGAGGAGGAAACUGGGUGGUUCACAUGUUUGCUUGCAGCACUCGCACAGCUGUCGAUUUACUUGUUCUCAUUACAACCAUCAUAACAAGGUUUUGCCAUCUGAAGAUUUAUGAUAGAAUUCCUGCGUUGAGAUCACUCUCAGAGCUGUGGAAGUGCUGCUUGCAUAGGUCUACUGUAUUUACAGUUUAUAUUGUAAGCAAUGAAUUGUUAAUAGAUGAUGACUCGGGUUGUUAUCAUAGUUUUGAAAGGUACAGCCAUGUUCUGUAUGCGCUCUUGUUAGUGGAUAGAAUUGAAAUGAAUACUGUUUACUAUUCAUGGGCAUAUCUAAGUGUCGUCUCAGUAUUCUGAGCAAUUGUAUUAAGCACCUGGCCUGAAUGCUAUGCAGCCGAGAUGCAGGCAAAGGUAUAUAUUUUGUGAAUUCUCAAGAGUUUCAAACCUUGCACACCUGUGAAAGUUUGUGACACAACAGUAAUAGUCAUUUCUAUAAAUGUAGCCAGAACAGGUGGCAGCUUUAUAGUGUCGAGAUCAUCCUCUGUGAAUAACAGUGGUCAUUGGUCAUAAACACGACCCCUCACUAACUAUACAAAGAACAGCGAGCUGUAGUGUACUUUUCGUAGCCGUUUUAUAAGCCAGCCAUUGCCUGCCUUCUUGUCAUGAAGUUUUUGUGAACCUGACACGGGAAUUCGCUUUACAGUUAUGGUUCACAGCUUUUACCUUUUAUCAACUUCUAUUGUCUGCUAGAUUCAUGCUGUGCACUUGUAACGCAAAGAAGGUUGGAAUGUUGCUGUGGCUGCUACAGUGUUUUUGCUAACCUGUUUCUGAUAGAACUUUCAGUGGUCAACAAAAACAGCUUUGAUAAACGAAUUCUGUCAGUUGCUGUCUGAAUGGCAGCUGAGUGGUUUUCUACACAUGAUGUCUAACAAGGACAUAUGGUAAGCAGUGAGAAAAUGCUAAAAUGUGUUCAUACUCUUGGAGUUUAAAGUCUAUAGGGCGUGUAGGAUCUGCAAAAAAAAAAUAAUAAUAAUAAUAAAGUGGCAUUGUUGCUAGUUUUGGGCACAUUGCUCAGAAUUAAGUCACAUUCUGCAGUAGUUUGUGCAACCAACGAAGCCUCAUUGAAUUUAUUGCUGCACAUUCGAACUAAGAAGAAAUUGAGCAUUUUUGCAGAACUUGCAGUGCCCCAUAAGCUUUCGACACUGUCUGAACAUUGUGGUCAACAAACAACAUAAUGCAAUUAGAUGUAUCGAGAGCAAUGCACAUAAUCGAAGUGCCAUAUCGAAUUUUUUUUUCUACUUCAGAACGAGCACGACCAUGUCAUUUAGUUGAGAAAGGACAGCCAAAUGUAGUGUUUUGUAACUAAGCAUUCUUGAACUGUUUACUACUCUGCUGGAAAAAUAUGCCUGCUUAGCUGCACCACUUGAAAGAUGUGUUGUAGACCCGUUUUCUUAAUUUUUUGUUUUUGAGAAUAUUUCGUUAAGGCAAGAAUGUGAAGCGACCACAGUGCUUUUGCAUUGACGUGGUUGUCAUAUAUUUUUUGUAGGUCUUUAUACAUAUACAAGUGGUGGAUAUGGGGAACUCUUUUGGAUGGAUGAGCAAAACAAUGACAGCCCUAUUGCUUCUCAUUUGUAACGUAUAGUGCUCUGUUGCAUAGGUGAAAAACAAAACUUUUCUUUUGCACGUUUACUCUUGUUAAGCUGUAAAAACAAACCUAUACGACCUUGUCCUUCUCCCCUUUUUAUGUAUAUUGUAACAAAUAUACCGAGUGGUCGGUGGGAAACUUCUUGCUCCGACUCCGGUCCUUCUAUUUGGUACUCGCCCUGUCGCAUUUGCAAAUUGUGUAUAGAAAAGCUGUAACAGUGAACACAAAAUAAAAAAAAAGUGUAUUCCUGUUA
Dermacentor silvarum is the source of this 3230-nucleotide messenger RNA. RefSeq names its product mitochondrial glutamate carrier 1. Bases 127 to 1047 code for a protein of 306 amino acids. Lineage: Eukaryota; Metazoa; Arthropoda; Arachnida; Ixodida; Ixodidae. The transcript is spliced from 8 exons. The record is from RefSeq and is a predicted model, not a curated record. Gene Ontology annotation, biological process: malate-aspartate shuttle; L-glutamate transmembrane transport; aspartate transmembrane transport. Gene Ontology annotation, molecular function: L-aspartate transmembrane transporter activity; L-glutamate transmembrane transporter activity.